Molecule: messenger RNA, 983 nt
Organism: Marmota flaviventris (yellow-bellied marmot)
Lineage: Eukaryota; Metazoa; Chordata; Mammalia; Rodentia; Sciuridae
Gene: Hes7
Product: hes family bHLH transcription factor 7
Biological process (GO): regulation of DNA-templated transcription
Molecular function (GO): protein dimerization activity; DNA binding
Source: RefSeq, a predicted model, not a curated record
CCGGAGGAGCAAUGGUCACCCGGGAUCGAGCAGAGAAUAGGGACGGGCCCAAGAUGCUCAAGCCGCUUGUGGAGAAGCGGCGCCGGGACCGCAUCAACCGCAGCCUGGAAGAGCUGAGGCUGCUGCUGCUGGAGCGGACCCGGGACCAGAACCUCCGGAACCCGAAGCUGGAGAAAGCGGAGAUACUGGAGUUCGCCGUGGGCUACUUGAGGGAGCGAAGCCGGGUGGAGUCCCCGGGGAUUCCCCGGUCCCCAGCCCAGGACGCCGAGGCGCUCGCCAGCUGCUACUUGUCCGGUUUCCGCGAGUGCCUGCUCCGCUUGGCGGCCUUCGCGCAUGAUGCCAGCCCGGCCGCCCGAGCCCAGCUCUUCUCCGCGCUGCAAGGCUACCUGCGCCCCAAACCGCCCCGGCCCGAGCCGGUAGAUCCCAGGCCUCCAGCGCCGCGCCCACCGCAGGACCCCGCCGCACCAGCCCUUGGCCCCGCGCUACACCAGCGCCCCCCAGUGCACCAGGGCCCCCCUAGUCCGCGCUGCGCCUGGUCCCCAUCCCUCUGCUCCCCCCGCGCCUGGGAUUCCGGCGCGCCGGCGCCCCUCACCGGACUUUUGCCGCCGCCUCCACCGCCUUACAAACAAGACGGGGCGCCCAAAGCCCCGCCACUCCCGCCGCCCGCUUUCUGGAGACCUUGGCCCUGAGUUUUGGGGGUGGGGUGGGGGCGGGGGCUGGGGGAGGGGUAGAGACUCCAGCCGGAGGGCAGCAGAGGGACCCGGGCAUCCGGGCGAGGUGUUGGGGAGGGCGGCGGGGCGCGCGGGCUCAGCGCGCGGGUGAAAUGUGGUCUAUAUUAGAGUAUCUAUAUAAAUAUAUAUUUCCCUGGUUCCUGUCCCUUUUCCCUGCCCCCAACCCCGCGUCUAGGAUUGUACCUUUCUAACCCCAGCCCAGCCCCAGCCCCUUCCCGAGUCCCUAGUGCAUGGAAUAAAAUGGUUAUUAAA